Messenger RNA from Epinephelus fuscoguttatus (brown-marbled grouper), 3805 nucleotides. It is a transcript of the gene znf740b, whose product is annotated as zinc finger protein 740b. Gene Ontology annotation, biological process: regulation of transcription by RNA polymerase II. Gene Ontology annotation, molecular function: RNA polymerase II cis-regulatory region sequence-specific DNA binding; DNA-binding transcription factor activity, RNA polymerase II-specific. Lineage: Eukaryota; Metazoa; Chordata; Actinopteri; Perciformes; Serranidae. The record is from RefSeq and is a predicted model, not a curated record. The transcript is spliced from 7 exons.
GAGCACUUCCGGUGGUGUUUCCUGUCAGUGUUUGUAAACUGAGAAAAAAUUGGAAGUGCGACAAGAAAUAAUAACCUCCAAAACUGUAAAAACCAAAAGGCUUUGGCCCCUGAUGAUUUGGGUGGGUGUGGUCUCUUCUGUUACCCCUCAUCCUAAGUGAAGCCCCCUCUGUUCCCCCAAACACACACGCAUUCAAACCACGGCGAUGACCCACCAUUCCAACAACUCUGUUCGAGACCAUAUGAAAUGGGCUGGGUUGCUGGGCUGCGAGGCGGUGCUGUCCAGCAUGGCCCUGAUGCAAGCCAACAACAUCCCAGGCCAGAAGAGGAUGAUGUCACCCUUGGGACAAGGGCACAGGGCCAGUCCUGAGAGCCACCAAACCCACUCGCAGCACAGCCACAAUCACCAUGGACACCAGGUCCAUCAUGGACAACCCCACCACAGCCACAUGGGCCAGCCUUCAGCCGGGAGCUGUCCGCCACUGUUGAUCCGAAAAGACGGGGAUUAUCACUCAUCAAGAAUGAUGGAUGGAAAGGACGUGCAGGCGAACCAGAAUAUGCAACCCAAGAAGAAACACAAAAAAUCAGGGUCAUCCAGCAAAGUCAAAGAGAAAGUGGAGCAUCUACUUUCACCGAUGGAUAUGGACGAUGACGACAGUUCCUUGAAAGUCCAGAAAAACUUCAUCUGUGUGAUAAAAUAUGCCAUGAGUCUUGAUAAAUAUAGCUAAAUGAUCCACCUGUGGUUGUUAACAGGAGAGAAGCCAUUCGCUUGUGACGCGUGUGACAUGCGGUUCAUUCAGCGUUACCACCUGGACAGACACAAGAGGGUGCACAGCGGAGAGAAGCCGUACCAGUGUGAUCGCUGCCAUCAGAACUUCUCGCGGACAGACAGACUGCUGAGACACCGACGGCUAUGUACAGUUGGGAUGUGCAAAGAGGAAAGCCAGUACUCACAGGAUGCAUCUGCCCAUCCAGCUUCCUGGAGCCCCCUACAGCCUUCCAACAACCGUCUGACUGUCUGACCCUCCACUUCCCAGAGAGACCCUACAGACAGCAGCAGUGGCUCAGUGACGUCGCACGUUGGAGCUCAACAGUACUGUACCCUGAAAACACCCUAGCUUAAACACAACCAAACUUUACUUUGCUCUCACCAGCUCUGUCACAGAGCUGAUAAAGGAUUUUUGUACUUUUUUAUCUACUGUUCAGCUCGCGAUAUGGGAGAAAAGGGGAAGGACUGAUUCACAUCUUGGACAAUAGGUCUUGGAAUUAUGGCAAUAACUGAAUAAACUAACAAACAUGACUCCUUUUAGCUGAAAGGUCGCAGGUAUAUUUUUGGUAUUGCUGCCGAGGGAUUGCAAGUAUUUUUGCAUUGACUGUCAAUUUGUUGUACAGCACCUCUUAGUUGACCUGCAUCAACCCCAAUGCUGUACUUUACUACAUACGGACAGUUCACUAAAGGACUCAUACAGAACUGUGUAGCUUUUUAGUGUUUGAUUUCUUCUCAUUUUGAGUUCCUUGUGCUACUAAUAAUGUACCAGCUACUGCUCAGAAGUGAAAGGUCACAGCAGACUUGUGGUCCAUGCUGCCGCCUGUCUAAUAAUGUAGGUGUUGUGUGCGUAACACAUCUGAAAUUUAUUGUUAUUUUUGACAACACUGAUCAUAAAAGGGGCUUAUCGCAGAGUAAACUGGUGAUCCAUUUUCACUUCAUGUAGAGGGUUGCCUUUUUUAAACACACAAUUUUUGAGUGGAUCUAAAAACUAAUUUCUUACCUGCUGUCCGCCUAGUUGUAAACUGAAAAUACUACAGAUGCAUCCCUGUUUGGUGAUGCAUACAAACAGGUUGAAGAACACUAAAAGUUAACUAGAAGCUAAUCUUGGCAUUAGUUAAGUUGUGUAGCGACUGUUGGCUCACGUAUUCACUGUUCUACCUUGUUUUAAAGGGAUUCUUGUCCUGACUCCUCAUAGGUUACACUGUUGACAUAUAGUUAAAGGGUGACAGGUUUUGUAGCAAGAGCCCAGAUUCUUUUCUUUGACGCUCUUGAACAAAGAUAGUGAUUUCUUUUUAUAUAAUAACUGGAUGUAGGAACCACCUGUUAGGUGCUUCUGUAAGAACCCCUUCAGUAUAAAGGCAUUGUGUUUAUUGUCUCUUUGUUCCUAGAAACCACUGUCAGGCUUUUUUUUUUUUUUUUCCCCUGCUCAGCGUUAAUAGAUUUUUCUCACUCUGAAAGAUGUCCGUCCUUUCAAAAGUAUUUUGGUAAGUGAGGAUGGGUCAGCGUGUUGUCUGUAAUCACAACAUUUAACAACAGUUCAUGAGAGUACUGUAGCACAAAACCGAUUAAAGCUGCAGGUGGUAACUGUGAUAAACUUCUUGUCAUGUGCUGAAUGUGUCACUAUAUCCACGAAGUAGGAUAUGAGACAAAUUAUCUUUGAAAGAAAGCAUGUUCCUCCUCCUUCUUGUUGUGCUUCUAAGGAAAUAUGCAAGCAGCAGAGGAGUCUUGAACGCAGCUGUCAGUCACAUCAACCACUGCUUGUGAACUGCAACUGAACUAUCAAACUAGGCAACGCUGAUCAAAUAUAAGGACGUUUGUGACCCGGGUGCCAUGUUGAAAACACUCUAAAACAACUGGAAAGAAAGCAACGCCCACCAACAGAGCAAACAUUUUCGUUAUGCAGCUAAACAGUACACUAAAAUAUGUUUCUGACAACAUUUGAGGUGGGAAAUAGGCAAUACAGUAACAGUUGACAGUUCGGCUACAGUUCCCGAACAGUGAUGGCCAGCUGCGUAAGACACUCCUCGGCUCUGAUUAGUUUUUUUUUUUUUUUUUUAAAGAAUCUGCUCAUGUACUUUUGUGUGGAUGUAAUGACAGUUUCCGCAUUUAUAACAAAUAUUUAUUUUUUAUAAAUGUUACCAACUGUAGCUUUAAAACUAGUCAAAAACCUUAAAUUUAUUUUCAGUGGAGGCACUGUGGAAAUUUGGUUUUGACUAGUAAAAUUCAGUGCCCAUGAUAAUAAUCACCCAGAUAGAUUUAAAGAUUUCAAUCCAUAAAUUUCAAGAGCUCGCCUCCAUCUUGACCCGACUGAAUGUGAUCGAAUACAGUGCCAUGUCAUUUCAUCUCCAGUUCAACUGUGAGCAUCUUCAGUGAAGAUGACGAGCAGUGGACGGGAGAAUAUGAAGUCCACGUGGUGUUUUUCUACGAUGAUAACCUACACGAUAUUAUGUUCAGGCCUCUGUGUGAUGAAAUCAGACUGUAAACACUGGACUGAAGAUGUUAGCUCUGUUGUAGAGGAUUGUAUUGUAGACUGGUACUUCUGUUUCUGUCAGACUUUUAGAUUGUGUGAAAGGAGUCUGGGGCCCGUUACUGACUCACCUACUUUUUAUGAAGUUAAUAUAUAUUUAAAUUGUACUAGGGGUAGAAUAUAGUAUGUAUGGGACCUACACUUCAAACAGAAAUCAAAGUAUUUACAAAGCUAUAAUCUUAGUCUGAUGAUUUUUUUUUUUUUUUUUAAGACAACUGAAAAUGGUCGUCCUUCAACUUUCUAUUAGGAGUCAAAUAAAAGCUGUCACUCUUGCCCUUUUUAGCAUAGCAGCCAUGAUUAGACAGCAUAUUUUUUCAUUUUUAUUUUGCAUGUAUUCGUUGGAGGAUCUUGUAUACAUUUGUUUUGGUAAAGAGAAUUUCUUUUUUUAAAUGUGAGCCCCACCUUUCUUGUCAUUUCAGGGUUGAAGUGAAAUCAAUUUUGACUCAAUCAAACUGUAGUGAACGGAGUUUUAGGGCCCCAAGUCUCAAUAAAGCUGUUACACUUUUUAAA